ACGAGGCCAACAUGAGCAAGCUGGCGUACCUGGAGGCGCUGUUCACGCGCGCCAAGCUGGAGGAGGCGCGCCUGGAGGGCAGCAGGGAGGAGCUGCGGAGCCGCCAGUCCCGCCCCGCGGCGCCUCGCAGCCUGCACAGCCCCGAGACGGGCUACAAGACCCUGCCCGCGUCUUGCUCAGAGCACGCCCUGCGCAGCCUGGCGGGUGGCCUCAGCACGCCCGCGUUGCCCGACGGCCACACGCUGCUGCGCACCAUCGAGACGCGCCUGCAGCUGGCGCGGCCCCGCGAGGGCGGCGGGGCGGGGCGGGGCACGCUGUACCAAUGUGGCAGCAGCAGCAGCGCCGGCAGCCUCACUCACCUGGCGGGUGGCGGCAGCCCCGCCACCAGCGGCGCCUCCACGCCCUCUAGGUUCCUGUCGCCCUCCCGCAAGGAGGCGCCCGUCACGCUGGCGCCCGCCACUAGUGCGGGGGUUGGCGCCCCGAAGAGGCCAGACGGGCUGCCGGCGCGCCCCGCGGGGCACGGCAGCAGCCAGCACUCGCUGCCCCACAACUACCGCAGCCGCUCCGCCUACAGCUCCCCUGCGGUGUCCCCGCAGCGCGGCCCAGACCCCGGCGGCUUCCUCACCUCGCCCUCGGGCACCGCGCAGCGCCGCUUCUCCAGCCUGGAGCUGCGGGGCACGCGGGGGCCCAGCGCGCCCCGCCAGCUGCCGCUGCGACACACAGCGCACGGGUUCCCCAGCGCGGGCGUAGCGCUGAGCCCUCCGUCGCCCGCACAGGGCGCCCAGGCCUUCCACCGCAAGAUGCAGCUCUUCUUUGACAUCAUGGAGACCCAGGCCCGCUUCUCCCAGCUCGCUCACGCCUCCCCCCUGGGCCGGCCCCUCCUCAAGGACCUUCAGAGUGAGAUUGAGAGCCACAAGGAUGUACUGGCCAGUCUCAACGCCACGGGGCAGAAGCUGUUGGGCACGCUUGAAAACCAGGAGGAGGCGGUGAUGCUGCAGAGGCGCCUGGAGGAGAUGAACCACCGUUGGAACACGCUGAAACACCGCAGCAUCGCCAUCAGGAACCGCCUGGAGGGGAACAACGAGAACUGGAGUACUCUUCUCCUGUCCCUGCGUGAACUAAUUGAAUGGGUCAUAAGGAAAGACACGGAACUGACCGCCCUUGGCCCUGUUGUGGGGGACCUGGGGGCACUCUCCAAGUACUGCGAGGACCUGGGCGCCUUCAGGAGGAUGAUAGAGGAGAAACAGCCGGUCAUUGAGUCGAAUUUGAAGAGUGGCAGACAGCUUAUUGCGUCUGAACCUCCCCUUAGUGACACCAGUGACAGUGAAGCUGGUAGGGAGCUGGACGCGGACUCCAGGUACCGAGGGGACGAGACAGCGAGGGACCUGACGAGGGCUGUGAGGCGCGAAGUGGCUAAAUUAUCAGAAAAAUGGGCGGCGUUAAGGGAGAGAGUAGCAGCCAUCACCAGCCAUACUGAUUUGGCGCUUAAGAAGCUGGGCGUGCUGCAGAAGACGGUGGAGGAGGUGAGCGGUCGGGUGGAGGAAGCGGAGAGGGUGGUGGAUGGCUGGGGUGCCGUGCCUUCUGACCCCAACCUUGCUGACCAACACUCCCACAACGUGAAGAAGUUCCGUGAGGGUCUGGUGGAGCUACAGAGGGGCGUGGAUGAUGUGAAUGAUCAGGCCGCACGCUUCUCCGCUCACAGUGUUCCUCUUACGCCAGCGAAUUCUGCCAGACUUCACGAUCUGAAUGCUAGAUGGAAGAAUUUAGAGACAGCAGUAAAUGACAGGUGGCGACAGGUGGCGGGGCGGUCCAGGGAGGUCACGCCCCUCACCCCUGCGCAGCUUGCCUCCUCCGUGACCCCCUGGGAGAGAGCCACUACUAGCAAUAACGUGCCUUACUACAUCAACCACGACCAGGAAAACACACACUGGGACCACCCGAUGAUGAUGGAUGUGCUAGAAUCUUUAACCGAAUUCAACCAUAUCAAAUUCUCUGCCUACCGGACGGCCACCAAGCUCAGAGUUCUGCAGAAGAAGCUGGCUUUGGAUAAAGCCAGAAUGCAGACAGCCACUGAUAUAUUUGAUGAGCAUGGGCUGAGGGGACAAAACGACCGGCUUAUUGACGUAGGGGACAUAGUGGUGGUGCUGUCGGCUCUCUAUGGCACCAUCUCAGCUGACCAUCCGGACCUGGACACCACCCUGGCCAUGGAUCUCUGCCUAAACUGGUUGUUGAAUGUGUACGACAGCCAGCGGACAGGACAGAUGAGGGUGCUGUCCUUCAAGAUUGGCCUGGUGUGUCUCUGCACCGGCCAUCUCGAGGAGAAGUAUAGAUACAUGUUCCGCCUGAUCGCCGACCCGAACCGCCUGGUGGAUCAGAGGAAACUGGGGCUGCUCCUUCAUGAUUGUGUGCAGGUUCCACGGCAGCUGGGUGAGGUGGCUGCGUUUGGUGGCUCCAACAUUGAACCAUCUGUGCGCAGCUGCUUCACUAAGGCUGGAAAAGACCGAGAGACUAUUGAGGCCAUUAAUUUCCUGGCAUGGGUGCAGCAGGAACCUCAAUCCCUUGUAUGGCUCGCCGUGCUGCAUCGUGUGGCUGCUUCUGAGAAUAUACAGCACCAGGUGAAGUGCAACAUCUGCAAGGCGUAUCCAAUCUUGGGCUUGAGGUAUCGAUGUUUGAAGUGUCUUAGCUUCGAUAUGUGUCAAGACUGCUUCUUCGAGGGACGCAGCAGCAAGAGUCACAAAAUUACUCACCCCAUGCAUGAAUAUUGUACUGCGACCACCGCAGGGGAGGACGUUAAGGACUUCACCAAAGCUCUGAAGAAUAAGUUUAAAUCGAAACGUUCGCUCCAAAAACACACAAAGAAAGGUUACCUGCCUGUACAGACGGUGCUUGAGGGCGACCCACUUGAGUCACCCUCCCCAUCACCCCAGCAUAAUGUGACCAGCCAGGACAUGCACUCCAGACUCGAGAUGUACGCGUCCAGACUGGCGGAGGUGGAGUUGAGGACCACUAACUCUAACUCCACGCCUGACAGUGAGGACGAGCACGGACUGAUCGCGCAGUAUUGCCAGUCACUCAGUUCCUCAGAUGCUCCCCUGCCUGUACCUCGCUCCCCACUGCAGAUAAUGGCUGCCGUGGAUGCUGACCAGAAGGAUGAGCUGGAGCAGAUGAUCCGGGCCCUGGAGGACGAGAACAGCGUGCUUCAGGCUGAGUACGACCGCCUCAAGUCGCAGCAGCCAGUGGGAUCACCCCCGGAGGACAGCCUGGGGCCACAGCGCUCGGAGGCAGAGAUGCUGGCGGAGGCUAAGCUGUUGAGGCAGCACAAGGGGAGGCUAGAGGCUCGUAUGGGGAUUCUAGAGGAACAUAACAGACAAUUGGAGGCUCAGCUUCACCGACUGCGGCAGCUGCUUGGGGAGACUGGCCUCAGCUCCCCCAAGUCAGGCACUCUUCAGACAAAAUCGGUCACCGCUAGUCAGUUAGCCAUGGACUCCCCUGCCAAGAUCAACGGACAUUCUGGACAAGGAGAUCUGGGGAAAGCGGUUGGAACAUUAGUGGCCACAAUGAACCAAGGGCGGGAGAGCGGCUCGCAUGAAGAGGAGGAGGAGGAAGAGGAAGAGGAGGAGGAAGAGGAGGAGGUGUUACCCAAGCCCCCAGCAAGACAGGAGGAGAGGAAGAUAAUGUAGAGCUGAUGAUGAUGAUGAUGAUGGUGGUGAUGGUGGUGGUCUAAAGAUAUGUAUUGUAUAUAUAUAUUAUUAUUAUUAUUAUUAUUAUUAUUAUUAUUAUUAUUAUUAUUAUUAUUAUUAGUGGAUAUUGUGUGCUUUAUUUCAUCUCUCUCUCUCUCUCUCUCUCUCUCUCUCUCUCUCUCUCUCUCUCUCUCUCUCUCUCUCUCUCUCUGUGUGUAAAAAGGAGGAAGAACAGAAAAUGUGAAAUAAUUCUGUUUUCUCUCUCUCUCUCUCUCUCUCUCUCUCUCUCUCUCUCUCUCUCUCUCUCUCUCUCUCUCUCUCUCUCUCUCACACACACACACACACACACACACACACACACACACACACACACACACACACACACACACACACACACACACACACACACACACACACUGAACAAUAAAAAACAUUAGAUAGGUAACAGUAAGAAAUUAUACCACCACCACUACUACUACUACUACUACUACUACUACUACUACUACUACUACUACUACUACUACCACCACCACCACCCUCACCUGCCCUAAUUAACACCUAUUCUCACCUGUUCCCUAUAAACAACACAAAUAUUUAUAAACGAUUUGAUAAACAUACUAUAAAUAUUUUCAUUGGAGGAGUCUCCCAUCCUCGGCCAAUCAGAGCGCUCGCUGGGGGCACUGUCGGCCAAUCAGAGGAGCCGGAGUCAUGUGGGUCACCUGGAAGAAAACGGAGGGUUAUUAUUAAAAAGAUGAAAUACAAAAUGGGAUUAAUUUGGAAAAAAAACGUUAAUUAGGUUGAUUUUGUUGUUGAGAAUGAAGGAAUUGGGGAAAUAUUGAUAAAUGGAGGAGAUAGAGGAUAAAUGAUGAUGAUAAUGAUAAGGAAGGUUAAUUAUAUGAGGAAUAAUAAGAGAAAAGGAAGAAGAAGAAGAAUGAGGAUAAAGAAGAAGAAAUGAUAAUAAUAAUAAUAAUAAUAAUAAAUAAUAAUAAUAAUAAUGACAAAAAAUAAAUAUAUGAGCAAAUAAAUAAAUAAAUAAAAGAAGAAAUAGAAGAAAAACAAACAGGAAACAAAUAAAUAAUAAUAAUAAUAAUAAUAAUAACAAAUGAUAAACAGAACAACAACAACAACAACAACAACAACAAGCAUUUGAAAGGAAGGUCAGACUUUCCCAGCCUUCUCAAACCCUUGCCCAAUAUCCGGGUAAGCCAGGCUGGGGUCAAGUCAGGUCAAGUCAGGUCAGAUUAGGUUAGUGAAAGAAACAUUUUGGGUAAGCCUGGCUGGGGUCAGGUCAGGUCAGGUCAGAUUAGGUUAGUGAAAGAAAUAUUUUGGGUAAGCCAGGCUAGGGUCAGGUCAGGUCAGAUUAGGUUAGUGAAAGAAAUAUCUGGGGUAAACCAGUUCGGGUCAGGUCAGGUCUUUUGGGAGGUGAUGUAAGAUUAGCAAAAUUAAAUAAAUAAGUUUGUGAAAGAAACACUCCAAUAAGCCAGGCUGGGGUCAAGUUAGGUCAGGUCAAGUUUGUGGUUAGCAAAUAAAAAUUAGGUCAAGUUUGUGUUAGAAGUUAUAGAUAAAUUAGCAGGUUAGGUUAAGUUAGGUGUGUGUUAGAGAAUAAGAAGACAAGUUAGCAGGUUUGGUGAGGUUUGUGUUAAGUUCAAUACAAGUUAGCAGGUUUGGGUAGGUUUGUGCCAAGUUAAAUAGCAGGUUUGGUUAGGUUUGUGUUGCAGGUUUGGGUAGGUUUGUGCUAAGUUAAAUAGAAGUUAGCAGGUUUGGUUAGGUUUGUGCUAAGUUAAAUAGAAGUUAGCAGUUUAGGUUAGGUUUGUGCUAAGUUUAAUACAAGUUAGCAGGUUUGGUUAGGUUUGUGCUAAGUUAAAUAGAAGUUAGCAGUUUAGGUUAGGUUUGUGCUAAGUUUAAUACAAGUUAGCAGGUUUGGUUAGGUUUGUGCUAAGUUUAAUACAAGUUAGCAAGUUAGAUAAAGUUUCUGCUAAGUUUAAUACAAGUUAGCAGAUUAUGUAAAGGUAAGAGACUCAACUUGCUACUAAGAGUUCACCAAAGGAAGGAAUUUAAUUGGAAAAAAAAUGAGGAACUGAUAUAGAAAACGGGAAAAACAUGAGGAAUUGACGAAUUUAACUGGAAAAAAAGGAAAUGCAGGGAAAAUAUUAAGAAACGACAAAUUUAACUGGAAAAAAGAUAAAGAAAACAGGAAAAAAUGAAUAAAAAAGAAAAAUUACAGAAAAAUAAAUAAAUAAAUGAAAAUAAACAAAACAAACCCCAUUUUCUAUACACACACAAACAACAGCGGGUGCUAAUUUAAACCAUAUCAAACCUUCUCCCCCCUCACUCCCCCUCCCCCAGACCAGACCCCCCGAAGCCCCCCGCCCUUCUAAACAUAUCACAAAUUUUCUUUAUAUCUAAAAAUUCCAAGGUCAUGCUGUGGCCUGACCUGGGGGAGGCUGGGAGGUCAGGUCAAGUUAGGUCAGGUGAGGUGGGUAAGUUAGAGUUUUUUUAAUUGAAAGGAGAGAAAAAUUACACACACACACACACACACACACACACACACACACACACACACACACACACACACACACACACACACACACACACUAACUAAUAAA
Molecule: messenger RNA, 6286 nt
Organism: Scylla paramamosain (green mud crab)
Lineage: Eukaryota; Metazoa; Arthropoda; Malacostraca; Decapoda; Portunidae
Product: dystrophin-like
Biological process (GO): synaptic signaling
Cellular component (GO): plasma membrane
Molecular function (GO): protein binding; zinc ion binding
Source: RefSeq, a predicted model, not a curated record